AUGUGCCCGAAACACUCAGACUAUCAGAGCGUGAGAGCAAAUACCCCGCUCUCGAGGCCUCCCUCGCCGAGCAGUCUUUCCUCGCUCGAUACUCAAGCACUUCUCGACCUUAGUCUCGCCGUCGAGGAGGAUCUCCAGGACACUAGUCUUGUCCAGACCCAACCUUUAAAGCAGGUUGUCCAAACUCAGUCACCGGUCCCCAAGGAGUCCAAGGACCGUCGAAGCGUUGACACGAUCUUUGCUUUACGCUGGUAUUACAAUCACGGUCCUAAUCGCAGGUCACAAGGAGCUUUUCUUCCCGAGCUUCCGGCAACUUCCCCUUUGGAACAGCAUGUGUCAUAUCCCCUACUAAUACCACCGCCGCAGCCACUGGAGGCAUCACUUUCGCCGCCUACACCACCACCGGAACAGCACAUCUCUAUAUCAGCUGCUUUCGAGCCUCAAAUCGCCGAACUACCUGGCUCUGUGCCACCCACGGCUGUCUUAUGUGCCCCUAAGUCACCUGCUUCAGACCUUCCAGAACGGCAACCUUCAGGACAGACUUCUCUUUCUGAUCUUCAGUCGCCUAGGCACAUGGGAUCACCCAGGACAAGCCCCAAGGUUGAGGGCGUGGCAAAGUUCGAGGAGAUCCAGGGGCAAGAGGAGCAGCACCAGAGUCAAUCAACUCCCCAGCACAAGGAGCAGACUCAGACUCAGGGUAAGGCCAACAAGACUCAAGCGCUGCCCCCCGACAAGGCAGCGGGCGCGUCUUUCUCUGCUGCCGCGACAUUCACGACACUCAACCGCAAGCAGCCCCUAGCACCCAUCAAAGUGGUGCCUAGCACUUCCCGUUCUUCGUCUCAAACUCGCCCUUCUUCAUCCACUCAAUCCAACCAGGUCGGCGCCAACACCACCAAGGCAGCACGCACGUUACCACCCGUAAUUUUGUCCCCAUACCCUAUGAGCGCUCCCCUCCCCACGAUUAUACCCCUCGCUUCCCCUAACCAAACCACCACUGCGCCCGGCCCAGAGCCAAGCCCCAGGCAUGAUAUUUCCUUAGAUCUCAGCUCCGGCCUAGUGGUAGUCAGCCUCGGCCUUGGACUCGGCCUAGACCUAGGGCAAGUCACCUCCGCCCUGGCCCCCUCCACAGUCCCUUCCUCAGCUCCCGCUACCCGCUCCCAGUUCCCUCUCAAUCCCUGCCCUAAUCUCACAUCAUCAAAUCCCCCUAGAACCCCGCAAUCAACCCCCGGCCCAAACCCCAACUUCGCCCCCCUCACGCCCUCCGCAGCCGCGGCGGCUGGGAUUAACCUCAACUUUGCGCCGCCGCCGAAAAUUUCAGCAGGCCCUUCAGGAACGGGUCUUGAGAGAGGGGGGUUGGUUGAGUGGACGAGGAGACGGUAUGGGUCGUUUCCGGGGAAGUGGUGGGGGACUGGGAGCGGAGGGAGGAGGUCGCUUACGUUAUUGUCUUUUGGGGGGUGA
Thermochaetoides thermophila DSM 1495 is the source of this 1458-nucleotide messenger RNA. RefSeq lists its product as uncharacterized. Lineage: Eukaryota; Fungi; Ascomycota; Sordariomycetes; Sordariales; Chaetomiaceae. The transcript is spliced from 2 exons. The record is from RefSeq and is a predicted model, not a curated record. Bases 1 to 1458 code for a protein of 485 amino acids.